AUGCACUCGUUCUCGUCCAUCGACUACCUCGACAAGCUUGGCGAAGAGGUCGAGGUCAAUCGCGACGUGUACAACCACGCCAACGGCCAGGGUGAGCUCCCGCUCCACCUCGCUGCCUCCACUGGCUCGUUCCGCCGCUCCGGAUCCAAGGGCCGCAUGCACUCGUUCUCGUCCAUCGACUACCUCGACAAGCUUGGCGAAGAGGUCGAGGUCAAUCGCGACGUGUACAACCACGCCAACGGCCAGGGUGAGCUCCCGCUCCACCUCGCUGCCUCCACUGGCUCGGUGACCAUCGCCGAGCUGCUGCUGGAAAACGGCGCAGACAUCGACGCCACCAAUCACAACGGCGAGUCGGCGCUGUUCCUCGCUGCAGCCGGUGGUCACGCCAAGCUGGCCAACUUUCUCAUCGACGCUGGCGCGUCGCUGUGGAGCUACACCAACACCGGCAAGUCGCCGCUUGAUGCUGCCACUUCUGCCGGUUCGUCGGCCAUUGUCUCGGCUAUCCUCAACGCCAAGCUCCACUAUGCCGCUGCCAAGGGCCAGACCGGCGUCAUCGCCCGCCUCGCCGCUAUGUCUGAGGUCUCGCUCAACGCCACCAACCGCGACGGUUGGACUGCGCUUGGCAUCGCUGCCGCCCACGGUCACGUCGAGGUUGUCCGUGACCUGCUCGAGCUUGGCGCCUCGGUUUCGACGGGCUCUGAUCCGCUGCGCCUCGUCAACUCGCUCGUUACCGUCGAGGCGCCCGAGAUUGAGCUCAUUGGCCGGGACAUCAAGGCCUUGCUCAUGGCCGCCCGCAAGACUCACGCAUCGGCAAAGUCACCUGUCAAGGGCGCGGGCGUCGCCUCCCAAGGCGACCACCUCGUCGAGCGCGCCGCGGCAAACGACUUUGGCGUCGUCGCUCAGAUGCUUGCCGACGGCGUCCAGGCCGAUAUGCCCAACAAGCGCGGCUUGACCGCUCUCCACGUUGCCUCGCGGGCCGGCCACUACGACAUGGUCAAGCUUCUUCUGGAGCAUGGCGCAGAUACCGCCAUUGGCGACGCCGUCAAAGGCAACUGUGCCGUCCACUGGGCUACAGCAAACGGUCACGCUGACGUCGUCCGCCUCCUCCUUGAAAACGCGUCUGCGCCGCCGCUGAUGGAUGCGUGA
This is a messenger RNA of Thecamonas trahens ATCC 50062, 1146 nucleotides long. RefSeq lists its product as uncharacterized. The transcript has 2 exons. Lineage: Eukaryota; Apusomonadida; Apusomonadidae. Bases 1 to 1146 code for a protein of 381 amino acids. Gene Ontology annotation, molecular function: protein binding. The record is from RefSeq and is a predicted model, not a curated record.